Solenopsis invicta (red fire ant) is the source of this 2312-nucleotide messenger RNA. RefSeq lists its product as uncharacterized. Lineage: Eukaryota; Metazoa; Arthropoda; Insecta; Hymenoptera; Formicidae. The transcript is spliced from 6 exons. The coding region runs from base 444 to 2030 and encodes 528 amino acids. The record is from RefSeq and is a predicted model, not a curated record.
UUCAACGAAUCGCCGUACGCUAUUUUACCCGUCGCAAUCGCGGCACGUCGCCGCGUUGCGGCAAAUCCGCCGGAAAGACCCGGUUGCCUGCUCACCCGGUUGCCCGCCAAGCCGAGAAAUCUCGGUCUGUCUGUGUUCACGGUUCCCGACGUGGCUUCUGCCACGCCAAUCGUCAAGACGAUAAUAUAACCUCACUCCCGGCCGAGCCAGCCUUGACUCCCGGUGAGCGAUGUCAACGGUCGCACCGCGCUCGUACAUUGCCGAGUCGGAGCCUUGGUCAAGCGAACGUCGACGACGACGACGACGACGACGACGACGCUUUUGUUGAUGUUAAUCUCUCUUUUAAUCGCGACCUUCGAGCUAAACUUUAGAAAUUGUAUUCUCUCGAGAAGCAAACAGAUCACGUGCCACGAUGAUGACGAUUGUUAACUGCUAUUUUUACAAUGGAUGUGAGUGUUGGGGACAUCGACGAUGUGACCUUCCACCUAGGGGAGAUGUUUGACAGCUAUGAGGAGCUAGAGCAAAAGUUGGACAGAGUCUCGAAGCAUACUUUGGUCCAUUACUGGAGGCGAGACAGCAGAACUGUAAGUGGGGCUCAUAUGAAAACUGCACGGCCCAUCAGCGAACGAUUGAAGUAUUAUUCCGUCAAAUAUGCGUGUAUUUAUGGUGGUCAAAAGUUUCUUCCACGCGGUGCUGGCAGGAGACAAUCUCAGUCCAUACGAACAAAUUGUCCUGCUCACAUUAUGGUCAGAGCAUCUAAAGAUGGCACAAAGCUGGAAGUAACUAGUGUUAAUAAUGAGCACAAUCAUGAAAUCUCAGAGGAUCUAUUUAAGAAACUUCCUCAGGAGAGGAAACUCUGUGGUGAAAUCAAACAAGAAGUCCAAGAUCUCAUGCAAUUGCACAUUGAUCGUAAGAGAUUGAAAGAGUACGUGCGAUUGCGUACCAAUAAGGUGUUGCGAUCCAAGGAUUUGUUUAACAUAGCGGCAGCUAAUAAACAAAAAAGAGAAAUCCCAAUAGAACGAGCAUAUCAGUUAUUUGAAAAGAUUCGUAAUAUCGAAAAGAUGCAGGCAAGAGGUAUUAAUAGAAAAAUGUAUUCCGAAUCUGAAGACGAAAUGGCGCAGACUAUAAAAAGAAUGAAGAAGGAACAGGAAUCUGCCUGGAAUCAAGACCCAUUGACAACAGAGUUAGAAGUGAACGAAGCAAACGAUGGCGAAGACUCUUAUAGCGGUCAAUUGACGCAAGAAGAGGUAGUCGAUGAAAUUGACACAAACGAGGGUGAAUUGUUGAGAGCGAACAGUGAGGGCGAUAUAAUAGCGACCGACGGAGAAAUAGUGGGCGAGCUGGUAAUGGAGAACGGCGAUCCGUCGGUGAUAGUCGAGUCUAUCGUUAAUGCGGACGGUUCUGUUUUCGUCGAUGAAAGGGAAUUCAAUAGCUACUGUGACAAUCACCUGUCGCACACGGUAGACGAUAGCCAAUCGCCGAAGCCGCGUGUUCUAGACAUAGAAACAAUUACCUCCUCCACCACUACUAUCGAGAAAAUUACGAAAGAAUCGUCUAUUUCUUCUAAUGACAAAUCGCAAAGCGACCCUUUGACGCUUCCACAAUCACCGAAGUCAACUGGCAGCUUCCAAGAGACAGAUUCGAGAAUUUGGAUUAUGAAGGAGAGUGCUUCUAUGGAAACAGAACCAGAUAGUGGACCCGAGAGCGAGACAAACUUAGUGAUUAAGCCGGUCUCAACGAUGAAGACACCGGACGCGGAAACGUCCGAGGCUGUAUUGUCCGACGAAACGAGUCAUCAGCUGCUUCAAGAGCAGCUUGCGGUACUGCGCGCCGAGAAGGGGAAGCUGUAUCACGAAACCGAGAUGCUGAAACUGAAGAAGGACAAGUUGAAGUUGCAGAUCAAUUGCUACUCGAAUGAAAUAAAGAAACAGGAGAUGGAGAGAGAGAAGCUGAGGCUGGAGAUCAAACUACUUCAAUCCAAAGUCAUGGAAGAUACCAAUGAUGUCUCACACUACAUCUUUGUGCCCUGAACUCCUGGGCUUUGUUAUAAAGUGACUAUUGUAAAUAAUGUCUUGUGUCGUUUAGCAAAAUCCGACUUUUCAUGUGAUUAUCAUGGAAAUCAGAUGUACAUAACAUAUAUACAGAUGUGUAUAUUAGUCUGUGUUACAAACUCUUGUUAGAAGCAGUAAGAGGAGCUUCGUUAAUUAUUUUAACAAGGGGAGAACGAUAUUCUUCAUUCAAUACAAGAUAAUGUGAUAAUGUAUAAUUUUAUAAAAAUACUAAUUUUAUUAUUGAUUUUAUUACGAUAUGAA